AUUGGUCUAACAUCUCAAGCAGACCAAGUUUAGACAGCGCGGGCAUGCUCGGGUUACCUUUCCCCUGGAAAGCCUGGUGCAGCAUGUGAUUGUGUGCAUGUGCAGAACCUCUUCAGCUUCUGCCUCUGAGAUUGCAAGAGGAAGUCGACCAGGUGACCAUGGAGUCACAGCUUCUGUAGCUCAGUCACAGGGAGCCUGUUCAGGACUCUGCAACCUCAACUCGCUCGAGACUCAGAUCCAUUAACAGAGAGACAUGCAGGCCCAUGAGCUGUUGAAGCAGUUGCGUGUGCCUGAGCUGGCCGAGGUGAGGGAUUACCUCCGCAGCCUGUCCACCGGCACGCUGGUGGGCAUGGGGGCCUUCGCCGCACUCACCACCUUCUGGUACACAACUCGACCAAAAGCCCUCAAACCCCCCUGUGACCUGCGCAUGCAGUCUGUCGAGGUUCCGGGAGGAGAGUUUGCACGCAGGUCAGUGCUAGUGGACGCUGACAAGCUUAUGUCUUUUUACUAUGACGACGCUACGACCAUGUACGAGGUCUUUACCCGGGGCUUACGGGUAUCAAAUAACGGACCUUGCCUAGGCUACAGGAAACCAAAGCAGCCGUACGAGUGGCUGUCCUAUUCAGAGGUUGCAGAGAGAGCAGAGAGUCUGGGCUCAGCGCUGCUGCACAAAGGUCACUCCAAAACCAAAGACCAGUUCAUCGGCAUUUUCGCUCAGAGCAGACCCGAGUGGACCAUCUCAGAGCUGGCUUGCUACACCUACUCUCUGGUCUCAGUGCCUCUGUAUGACACACUGGGGACUGAGGCCAUCGAUUACAUCAUCUGCAAGACCGGCAUCUCCACAGUGGUGUGUGACGUACCGGCCAAGGCUCGUCUGCUGCUGGACUGCGUCUCGGGAAGACAGCACACCCUGAAAACCCUGAUCCUGAUGGACGAGUUUGACUCGGAGCUGAUGGCUCAAGCGCAGCAAUGCGGCGUGGACGUAAUUAGCCUGAAAGACGCAGAGGCUCUUGGAAAAGCCCAUCGGCAGAAGCCCAUACCUCCUAAGCCUGAUGACAUGGCUAUUAUUUGCUUUACUAGUGGAACCACAGGAAACCCGAAAGGAGCGAUGCUCACCCACAGAAACAUCGUGUCCAACAUUUCUGGCUUUACCAAGAUAACAGAGACCAGCUGUCCUUUGAGUCCCAGCGACUCGCACAUCUCUUACCUUCCUCUUGCACACAUGUUCGAGCGAGUAGUGCAGGGCGUGAUGCUGCUUCACGGGGGUCGCAUCGGCUAUUUCAAGGGAGAUAUCCGCUGCCUCAUGGAUGACCUUAUGACCCUGCAGCCCACCGUCUUCCCGGUGGUGCCUCGUCUGCUCAACCGAAUGUUUGAUAAGAUCUUUGGGCAAGCCAACACUCCUCUAAAGAAGUGGAUCUUAGAUUUUGCCUUCCGGAGGAAAGAAGCUGAGAUGAUGAGCGGCAUCAUGAGGCGAAACAGUCUGUGGGACAAAAUCAUCUUCAAGAAAGUCCAGGACAGCGUCGGAGGAAAAGUGCGCUUGAUGCUGACCGGUGCUGCUCCAGUCUCUUCUCAUGUGCUGACUUUCCUGCGUGCAGCUCUGGGAUGCCAGUUUUAUGAAGGCUAUGGUCAGACCGAGUGUACAGCCGGCUGCACGGUCACGUUAUCAGGAGACUGGUCAGCAGGUCACGUCGGACCUCCUCUCCCGUGUAACAUUGUGAAGCUGGUGGAUGUUGCUGAGAUGAAUUAUCUGGCUGUGAAUGGAGAAGGAGAGGUGUGUGUGAAGGGGCCCAAUGUGUUUAAAGGAUAUCUGAAAGACCCAGAGAAGACCGAGGAGGCCAUGGACCAGGACGGCUGGCUCCACACAGGAGACAUCGGCAGGUGGCUACCGAAUGGCACGCUGAAGAUCGUGGACCGUAAGAAGCACAUCUUUAAGCUGGCACAAGGAGAGUACAUUGCUCCGGAGAAGAUCGAGAACAUUUACAUCCAGAGUGAAGCCGUGGCUCAGGCUUUUGUGCAUGGCGACAGCCUACAGGCCUGCCUAGUGGCCAUCAUUGUGCCGGACCCGGACUUUCUGCGUGGCUGGGCCAAUAAAAGAGGAUUUCACGGCUCAUACGAGGAGCUUUGUAGCAGCAAGGACGUGAAAAACGCCAUAUUGGAGGAAAUAGUUAAACUGGGCAAAGAAGGUGGACUGAAGUCUUUCGAACAGGUGAAGGAUAUCGCUCUGCACACGGAGAUGUUCUCCAUCCAGAACGGCCUCCUGACUCCAACACUUAAAGCGAAGCGCGCUGAGCUCAGGAACCAUUUCAGACAGCAGAUCGAUCAGCUCUACUCCAAGAUCCACAUGUGAAAAAAAUAAAAAAUAAAUAAAAAUAUUCCAGGACGGAUUUGAAGGAAUACCGACAUACAGCGCUAUCUGCCCCCUCUCAGUCUCCAAUAGUUUUACUUAUAGUUAUCUCCAUAGUGACGUUUGGGUGAAGUGUUCCUUUAAAAACAGAACUGUGCCUUAUCCACAAUAUUUACUGCCUUUCAUAUAUGCAUCGGAAUGAAGAGAACACUGCAUUACACUUUUUACCUUUCAGGACUUUAAACCUCGGGGCCGAAUUCUCACACGCCCUCUGUAUGCUGCAGUAGAUCCAGAUUUCAAGACUUGCUAAAGCCAGUUUACCCAAGAGACCUGGCAUGAGCUUUUUUGGGAAAAAUAAAAAGCUUUACUUUCUUCAAAAAUAGUUGCCAAAGAUGCUUCUCGAGUGCUAGACACAGAUGUGCCAAUACAAAGGCUUACCUCGUACCCUGUAGAGCUUCAGAGACGGACGUCUGCUUAGCUGAAACAGAUGACUGAACUGAAACAUUACAGGAUAAAUAACAAGCUUCUGGGCUCUGAUACAGAUGCGUAUAGAUCAGAACUACCUGGCUAAAGUGUUUUUUUUUUUGUUGUUUUUUUUUUAACUAGCACAACUACCAUAUAAGGGAAACACGGUCACGAUGGCAUCUUGUAGCUACACAAUAAAUAGAGCCUAGAUACUUCGAUUAAACUUACUAUGCUUUUUAUUUAUUUUAUUUUUUUUUCCUGAAUGGUUGCACCGCCAUAAACCUUAGCAUCACUCGAACAUCCUAGAAAUAAAUACAUACAUAAAUAAAUAAAUAAAUAAAUAAUA
Messenger RNA from Hemibagrus wyckioides, 3155 nucleotides. It is a transcript of the gene acsl1b, whose product is annotated as acyl-CoA synthetase long chain family member 1b. Gene Ontology annotation, biological process: long-chain fatty-acyl-CoA biosynthetic process; very long-chain fatty acid metabolic process; long-chain fatty acid metabolic process. The coding region runs from base 254 to 2347 and encodes 697 amino acids. The transcript is spliced from 22 exons. Gene Ontology annotation, molecular function: arachidonate-CoA ligase activity. The record is from RefSeq and is a predicted model, not a curated record. Gene Ontology annotation, cellular component: endoplasmic reticulum; membrane. Lineage: Eukaryota; Metazoa; Chordata; Actinopteri; Siluriformes; Bagridae.